AUGAGAUCAUGCUUACGUAAGGUAGAAAUAGCAACUUUUCAUAGUGAAAAUAGACUUUUCCAAAUAUGUUUUGGAAAAUAUUUUGAAUAUGAAGUAUUUUUUACUAAAACGGCUACAGAUGCUGCAAAUUUAUUUCAUAAAAAACAUACAUCUAAAAAAAAAACUAAAAUAUCAGGUGUAUAUUUAUUUGGCCUUCAUCUUAAAAUAUUAAAUAAAGCUAUUAAUGUUAGAAAAUUAAUAUUAACCAAAUUUAAUAAGAAAGUUUCAAAACUAUAUAAUUCUAAUGAUAUACCGAUAUUGGAAAAUCUAAGUUAUUCAGUUAAAAAGCAUAUUGGUACUUAUGAAAUCAAUUAUAAUGACAAUGAUAAGGUUAAAAAAAAGCAAAAAACUGAGUUGAUAGCUAAAACAUUUGAUGAACAAAAUAUUUCAAGAAAUUCUUACCGAGAUUUAUAUGCUAUAGGGUCUCAUUUACCAUAUGAAAAAUAUAUAUAUCAAGAAUGCUAA
Molecule: messenger RNA, 504 nt
Organism: Racocetra persica
Lineage: Eukaryota; Fungi; Glomeromycota; Glomeromycetes; Diversisporales; Gigasporaceae
Source: the annotation of a GenBank genome assembly